This is a messenger RNA of Diversispora eburnea, 1236 nucleotides long. The record is from the annotation of a GenBank genome assembly. NCBI's taxonomy places the organism in Eukaryota, Fungi, Glomeromycota, Glomeromycetes, Diversisporales, Diversisporaceae.
AUGGCUCGUAGAUACGAUUCACGAACUACUAUCUUCUCACCAGAAGGGCGGCUUUACCAAGUCGAAUAUGCUAUGGAAGCAAUAUCUCACGCUGGUACUGCUUUGGCAGGAAUUACUGCAGAUGCUAACAUUCUCAUAAAUUAUUCGCGGCAAGCUGCUCAGCAAUAUCUAAUCGGUUAUAACGAAGACAUUCCUGUUGAACAAUUAGUACAAAGAUUAAGUAAUUUGAAACAAGGAUAUACACAAUAUGGAGGUCUUCGUCCAUUUGGAGUCUCAUUCAUUUAUGCUGGAUACGACAGUCACUUUGGUUUUCAACUUUAUCAUUCUGAUCCCUCUGGUAAUUAUGGUGGAUGGAAGGCUACGUGUAUUGGAGCCAAUAACGCGUCAGCUCAAUCACUACUAAAACAGGAUUAUAAAGAUGAUAUUUCCCUCAAGGAAGCAAAGGAAUUGGCGGCAAAGGUGUUGAGUAAAACGAUGGAUUCUACUACGUUAAGCAGCGAAAAGCUGGAAUUUGCAACGAUCUGUCUUAAUGAAGAAGGGAAAGUAGUAUAUCAUCUUUAUAAACCAUAUGAAAUUGAUGCUUUAUUGAAAGAACUUAAUUUAGGUGGAGUUUAUGAGCAAGAAACGGUAAAAGAGUACGAACGACGGGCACGAGAACGAGCGCGACUAGAGCGUGAACAAGAGGAUGAUGGAGAUCGCAAACAGAAGGGCGUAAGGGCAAAGUUCUUAAAAGAUGCGGAACCCGAACAACCACGAGACUUAUUGAAAGCUCGUACAGAAAAAGUUGUAUUAGACGCAAAUUUAAACAAAACUCAAGUUGUAGUAUCAACCAGUGUUGCAUCCAAACAACCCGGUUUCUAUUGUAAAGAAUGCGAUUGUGUUGUCAAAGACAGUGUAAAUUAUUUAGAUCAUAUUAAUGGAAAAAAACAUCAACGUAAUUUGGGAAUGUCAAUGAAAGUUGAACGCAGUUCUUUAGACCAAAUUAAGACAAAACUUGCUAAUAUGAAAAAGAAAAAGGAUGAGGGACCUCAAGUUUACGAUUUCGAUGCACAAAUAGAAAAGUAUCAAAAGAAAGAAGAGGAAGAUAAAAAGCGUAGAAAGGAACGUAAAAAAGCCAAAAAGAAAGGAGAAAUAGGAAAAAAUGAAAUUAAUGAAGAAGAAGAAAUAGAUGAUGGAGUUGAUCUUGAAAUGGCAAAAUUAAUGGGUUUCAAUGGCUUUGGUUCAACUAAAUCAUGA